ACUAGUAUAGUAACUGAUAAAGACAGACAUUUUCGGAAGUUCGUAUGUUCGUACCAAGUUGUAUAACAAACUUUACUUAGGAUUGGUAGCCCAAGGGAUGAUGCUGGGUUUGGGUAAUAAAGUAAAAGAGCAAGAAUCCGCUAUAGAGAACUAAAGGAUCCUAAGUCUUGAGAAUUUCAGAGAAUAGAUAACGGAUCAAUCGUAAAAAGGUUUUAUUGGGCCAAAGAUAUCUAUAUAUUAUAUAUCUACAUGAAACGAAAAGGAACAAAAGGAAUUUCAACGAUUUCAUCCCAACUGUCUACAUCAACACGCAAUAAAAACGUGGGAACCAUUCAGGUAAAGGAUAUUGUGAUACAUUUUAAGUGGAAAAGAUACAGAGCGAUAAAUUACUCAUACAACGUAAUUGGCUAACCCUACAACUGUUACGGAUGAGUAACAAAACGGCACGUGUUUUCACGGUGAAUAAAACGAAGAUGAUCUCAACUCGGCGAUGGAUCGUUGCGGGUAAAUCAACUAAAGAACAUUUUUGAUUCGUUUCACUAGCUAAAUUUCAAGAUUGUAAAAUGAUGAUUGCGCAUAAUGUUACAAUGUCAGUUACAAGAACAAAAGCUAAAAUAAAAUUUUCGGAUAGCAGAUUGACGAGAAUGCAGAAUGAAUGGAAGGACCAGCAAUAUUAUCGUUGACGCCUCCCAACUCCCAGAAAUCGUCGCAGUCAAGUCCCCUGCCACAACUCCAUUCAAAAUCAAACCAGUUUCAGGUUGGAACAGUAUCUCUGUAUGGAAUCCACAUCGUGUCACUGAUGAUUGAAGGUCAAGAACGUCUUUGUCUUGCUCAAAUUAGCAACACUCUCCUUAAACAAUUCAGUUACAAUGAAAUCCACAACAGAAGAGUUGCCUUGGGAAUCACAUGUGUCCAGUGCACGCCCGUACAAUUGGAGACUCUCAGGCGAGCUGGUGCUAUGCCACCAUCAUCUAGACGCUGUGGCAUGAUAACAAGACGUGAAGCCGAACGACUGUGUAAAUCAUUUUUAAGUGAUAAUUCUCCGCCAAGACUUCCAGAUGAUUUUGCAUUUUCUGUUCAUCAUGAGUGCACCCAUGGAUGUCGAGGUGCUUUUGUUCCGUCCCGUUAUAAUAGUUCACGCGCAAAGUGUAUAAAAUGCGCGUACUGUAAUUUAUUUUUUUCUCCAAACAAAUUUAUCUUUCAUUCUCAUGAGACUCAUCCUAAUGGCAAGUACGUACAGCCUAACGCCGCAAACUUUAACUCUUGGAGACGUCACAUGAAACUCUCGGGAAAUCCACCUGACCAUAUUAUUCAUGCCUGGGAAGAUGUAAAAGCAAUGUUCAAUGGUGGUACUAGAAAACGUCUAUUGUCUAAUCAAGGAUCCCGAGAAUCAAUUGUUCCGGCAAAACGAGCAAGAUCAUCACCGACUGUUUUAACACCACCAGCAAUUACAACAUCUGUACCAACACCUCCUGCACAUCCUGUAUUACCUCGAGUACCACCAUUUCCAGAAUUACCACUUCCUUUAUCAAGGAGUCUUGUUAUGGAUUAUAUGUGGCACCAUCAACAAGCGACGGCUGCCGUCGCUGCCAGUAAAACACCGGGUUUUCCUUUUCCAUCUUCCGCACUACCUUGGUUAUAUAAAAGAGCACCUGUACUAUUUCCAGGACAUUUACCAUCUACAUUGAGUGGCACAGGAACAAUUGAACCUAUAAUGCCUUCGGUAGCAGCCUCACCGCUUCACCAAUCGGCUUUCCGUCCAGUAAUCCGACCAUCACCAAUAGCUGAGCCGAUACAACGUCAAGAUUCUACUUCAGAGGUUACUGCCGACAAAACCGAUGAUUCUGACGAUGAGGUUGACAUAGAAACUACCGAGGAUGACGAUCUUUCGGCAACAUCUCCACAUAAUUUACGGACUACCACAUCUGCAUCGAAUAAUAAUAAUUCACAAAAAAGCUCUUCGCCGCAGUGUUGGAGUCCCCCAAGAGAAACAGAACGAGAAGCGGAAAAAAUAUCUGAAGAGAGUGUAACAAUUAAUGAUGUAAAGCCAACUAUUCCAUCACCGAAAGCUUUGGAUAAUUGGAAUGCGAAUACAUUUUACCGAAAUAUAAAUGUAAUGAAAAAUGCAGAAACACGUGAGUUAACCAUUCCAGAUUGCUCAGCUUGUCGACCAAAAACAAUGUUUUAUGAUUUAGUAAACAAUAAUCCAACUUCAACGAAUUAA
Molecule: messenger RNA, 2224 nt
Organism: Microplitis demolitor
Lineage: Eukaryota; Metazoa; Arthropoda; Insecta; Hymenoptera; Braconidae
Gene: fuss
Product: SKI family transcriptional corepressor 2
Exons: 9
Coding region: 656-2224 (522 amino acids)
Biological process (GO): negative regulation of BMP signaling pathway; negative regulation of transcription by RNA polymerase II
Cellular component (GO): transcription regulator complex; nucleus
Molecular function (GO): RNA polymerase II cis-regulatory region sequence-specific DNA binding; SMAD binding; DNA-binding transcription factor activity, RNA polymerase II-specific
Source: RefSeq, a predicted model, not a curated record